Molecule: messenger RNA, 1251 nt
Organism: Camellia sinensis
Lineage: Eukaryota; Viridiplantae; Streptophyta; Magnoliopsida; Ericales; Theaceae
Product: E3 ubiquitin-protein ligase RMA1H1
Biological process (GO): ubiquitin-dependent protein catabolic process
Cellular component (GO): endoplasmic reticulum
Molecular function (GO): ubiquitin protein ligase activity; metal ion binding
Source: RefSeq, a predicted model, not a curated record
AGUGGGCUAUAUAUAGGCUUUACGAUUUGAAGACGGCCUCUCUCUCUCUCAUACUCAAACGUUCAUCCCUUUGCUACAUCUGCAUACUCUCUUUCUUUCUCUCUCUAAAACCUCUCUCUGGCAUUUUGUCUGUAAGACGCCAUUUUGUCUCUCUCUGAUCUCCGGCAACUAAGAAAGAUACGCAUUUUUUAGCACUCAAAAUGGUUAUGGAGCAGUAUCUUCAAGAGGCUGAAGCACAAAAUGAAUCCGUUGAAUAUGGGGCUUCUGUAGAGAAGUGGAAUUCUGUCUCAGCCACAGUUGAUGAGUCUGAAGAUAAUCCUUCCAUUGGUUUUGACUGCAACAUUUGCCUAGACUCUGUGCAGGACCCAGUUGUCACGCUUUGCGGUCACCUCUAUUGUUGGCCUUGCAUUUACAAAUGGAUCCAUUUCCAGAGUGUCUCUGCUGAAAACCCUGAUCAGCAAAAACCACAAUGCCCUGUAUGCAAAGCCGAAGUUUCACAAAGAUCCUUAGUCCCACUUUAUGGCCGUGGCCAAACUGCGAAAUCCUCUGAAACCAAAUCCCCACAUCUGGGUAUAGUUGUACCACGAAGACCUCCUAGCCCUACUAGUUGCGGAGUCCACACACUGAUAACAACUGCAGACACCACCAAUUCUCAUCCAGCACAGCAACUUCGUCAUCGUAGGUCUCAGCCAUAUCACCUUCACUCUGGUGGCUAUGCUGCCAUGCCCAUGCUCAGCCUAGAUGGAACGCCGACAACGGAUGUGAUUCACCCGAUGGUUGGCAUGUUUGGGGAAAUGGUUUAUGCGAGGAUUUUUGGGAACUCAGAAACUACUUCGUAUGCUUAUCCAAACUCUUAUCACUUGGCAGGUAGCAAUAGUCCGAGGGUGAGAAGGCACAUAAUGAAGGCCGAGAAGUCUCUCAGCAGAAUUUGUUUUUUCCUCUGCUGUUGCAUUGUUUUGUGCCUUCUUCUGUUCUAAUUACCACCUCAGCUUGUUAUUUCUUCCUGCCCAUUGUACAGUCCUGUGAGAAUUAUGAAUAUCAAUACAUAGAUCCGGCCAGGUGUGAUAGAUGUCAGAGCUUUUGCAUCUAUGUGCUGAUAUAUAUAUAUAUAUAUUAUAUACACGAGUCUAUUGAACUUAUAACGGAGGUUGUAGUUAAAAUUUUGAAUGUAAUUGAGCUUAGUUUGAUUCCCUGCUCUAUAACUUGUAUCUGGUGUUUUUGAAAGAAAGUGGAAGUAUGGAUAUAAUGUGA